AUGUCUACAGAACAAACUUUCCAACGUCAUGAAAUCCACUCAGCUCGCGACGCUGUCGCAAACACAAUCCUAGACCGUCACAGCACUCGCGCCUUUUGCACCGGUCAAAAAGUCCCCAUGAACAUUAUCGAAGAAUGUUUCAGUGUCGCUCAGCAUGCGCCUUCUUCCACGAAUAUCCAACCUUGGAGAGUGACGUUGACGUCUGGCGCGCCUUUGAAGCGUCUAUCUGCUGCUCUUGUCGAAGCUUUUCAGAAUGGGGAGGAACUCAAGGUUGAUGCUAUUCCUGACUCGUAUAGUCGUUAUCGCUCCGAACUGGGACACCACGUGUAUGGACCGAAUGGUUAUGACAUUCCUCGUGGAGACACGGAGGCCAUGAAGAAGACUCUGAUUGACAACUUCAAAUUUUAUAACGCUCCGAUAGUGGCGGUUAUAUCCAUCGACAAGGAGCUCAACAAGGGCGAUAUCCUAUCUGUUGGAAUUUAUCUACAGACCCUUCUUUUGCUGUUGACUGAGAAGGGUUUGGGAACUCAGGUUUCGGCUGCUCCAACUGGAUAUCCGGACAUUAUCAAACGAGAGCUGGGCAUUGAUGAGAAUCUCGACAUUCUGUGCACGCUGGGAAUCGGGUUUGAGAAUAAGUCGCAGCAUAUCAAUUCGUUGAAGAUGCCGAGGAAUGUUUGGAAGGAGAAUGUUAGGAUUGUUCUUGAUUGA
This is a messenger RNA of Fusarium coffeatum, 708 nucleotides long. RefSeq lists its product as uncharacterized. Lineage: Eukaryota; Fungi; Ascomycota; Sordariomycetes; Hypocreales; Nectriaceae. The transcript has a single exon. The coding region runs from base 1 to 708 and encodes 235 amino acids. The record is from RefSeq and is a predicted model, not a curated record. Gene Ontology annotation, molecular function: oxidoreductase activity.